This is a messenger RNA of Amoebophrya sp. A25, 328 nucleotides long. NCBI's taxonomy places the organism in Eukaryota, Dinophyceae, Syndiniales, Amoebophryaceae. The record is from the annotation of a GenBank genome assembly.
CCGGAUUUGUCCAAGUUUGCCGCUUUCACCUACCGCAUGCGCGAGAUGUUCUUAUCCUAUAGACCCUCAGGAAUGGCCAUGCUACCGCCAAAUAGCUGUCACGGUGGCGUCGACGGCGUUACCUUUCUCAGGACACUCGAGUUCUUCAUCCAGUGCUUCCAUGUGACCCAGUAUCAAACAGCGAAAGCACUCUUGUUUUCACAGAUUCACAAAUAUGUUGCAACAGAUGUGUGCCGGUGUCUGGCUAGCGCAGUCCGCGGGAAGCUGUUGACUGCUAGGACGUUGUUGCAAAUGGAUAGGGUAGCGGACUCUUUUGGCGAGUUAUUGU